AUGCUAAAGAAGUCAGGAAUUCUCCUCUCAUCAUGCAGUAAUCUGCAAUGCUAUUAUGCAUCGUCCCACAUAUCAACGACGUCACUAUCUUAUCCAUUCACAUCGCAAAAUCAUCAACCUCAAUACCUCUCCCGACGACGAAAAUAUGCCAUAGUAUCCGAUGGACGAAGCGCAAAUCAACAUGGAGGAUUACGAUGGCCUGAAUUGACAUCCGCACAUGCCGUUCCAACUCCCUACCAGAUCUUCAAUCAAAAGAAAGGAUCUCCAUAUUCCAAACGACGUUUCUACGAAUUGGUCAAACUUUAUCAUCCGGAUAAACAUGGCAUUGAUACAAACGAUGGAUUAGACUACGACACCAAAUUAUCACGAUAUAGAUUAAUUAUUGCAGCGAACGAUAUCCUCUCUAAUCCCGUCAAACGGAGUGCAUAUGAUACAUAUGGCGCAGGCUGGAAUGGAUGUCCUGAUGUUCUCGAUCCUCGCGAUAGACAUGGUGAUAAUCGUGGAUGGGCGGGUCCCGGAGGACCUGCUCAGAAUGCUACAUGGGAAGAUUGGGAGAGAUGGUACAAACGCGAUGCCAAAGGACAACAGGAACCACAAUUUUUAUCAAAUGGCGCAUUUGUCUUGUUGAUCGCAAUUUUUGUUGUGGUAGGUGGGCUAGGACAAUUGACUCGACUGGAUAAUUAUUCGAUGAAGUUUUUGGAACAGAGAGACACGUUACACGACAAGAUGAGUAAGGAUUUGAGGCAGAGGAGGAAGGAGACAAAGUAUGAAUUUGGGAGUCGGGAAGAGAGGAUACAUAGCUUUUUGAGGCAGAGACAGGAUCCGCUGGAGGAAACUUAUAGAAAGUUGUUGCCGAAUCCCGAGAUUUGCUCAAGUAAGGAUAUUAAGCAGAGGUCGAUGGUGGUGUAUCAGCCACCAAAGAAUAUGCCAAAGGAAUGA
Sclerotinia sclerotiorum 1980 UF-70 is the source of this 939-nucleotide messenger RNA. RefSeq lists its product as hypothetical. The record is from RefSeq and is a predicted model, not a curated record. The coding region runs from base 1 to 939 and encodes 312 amino acids. NCBI's taxonomy places the organism in Eukaryota, Fungi, Ascomycota, Leotiomycetes, Helotiales, Sclerotiniaceae. The transcript has a single exon.